Molecule: messenger RNA, 746 nt
Organism: Fragaria vesca subsp. vesca
Lineage: Eukaryota; Viridiplantae; Streptophyta; Magnoliopsida; Rosales; Rosaceae
Exons: 3
Coding region: 113-493 (126 amino acids)
Source: RefSeq, a predicted model, not a curated record
CAGAAAAGCAAAGCAAGAAUCUUUAUCAUCCUCAUCUCCCAAACCCAACCAAAGCAGGCGCCUUUUCUCAUCACCAACAACAACCUGCCGUAAAUCACAGUCAACAGAAUCCAUGGCGGAUAAGGGCGUACCACUGCCAAAGUUCGGUGAAUGGGACGUCAAUGAUCCAACAUCAGCCGAGGGAUUCACAGUAAUCUUCAACAAGGCUAGGACUGAGAAAAAGACAGGUGGCAGACCUGAGUCACCAGCAAAGGAUGACUGCACAUAUAAGCAUGGAGCAGUUCUCGGAAAGCCUCCCACUGUAAAAAAAAUGGUUUUGCUGCUUGCGUGCGGAAUCGUGAGGAAGCUCCCACCAUGUCAUAGAUUUUUCAGGAAAUGCUAUUAUGUGUUUAUGUCCCCAUGUCAUUAUGUAUUCCAGAAGACUGGAGCUAUGUUCAAAAGCCGUGAUUGGUCCUGCUGGAAUCUGUUUGCUGUCUUUUUGAACAUUUGGUAGAAUUGUGGGCUUAUUUGGGGAGACAAAUGAUUGCACUGUAUUAAGUUUCUGUACUGGUCAAUAUUUUUGCCAAGUUUUUUCUUAGUUCUUGAUUUUAAGUCUGGGCCGAUAGUUUUAGUUUGUUCUGCGAGUGGAUUUUGAGUUUCUUUGAUGCAUGUAUUCACACUGCAGCCUUAUUGUUCUUCUAGUCCUCUUAAUCUCUUCAGAAUGGGAAGCUCAAACUCCGAGGCAUCUCCGAGGCAUCCCCUCGAUC